Messenger RNA from Macrosteles quadrilineatus (aster leafhopper), 9491 nucleotides. RefSeq names its product homeodomain-interacting protein kinase 2 (gene Hipk). The record is from RefSeq and is a predicted model, not a curated record. Gene Ontology annotation, biological process: peptidyl-threonine phosphorylation; peptidyl-serine phosphorylation. Lineage: Eukaryota; Metazoa; Arthropoda; Insecta; Hemiptera; Cicadellidae. The transcript has 20 exons. Gene Ontology annotation, cellular component: cytoplasm; nucleus. Gene Ontology annotation, molecular function: ATP binding; protein tyrosine kinase activity; protein serine/threonine kinase activity. Bases 354 to 3707 code for a protein of 1117 amino acids.
GACCCGACCAUUUCCGAACGUAGGCGAAGAUGGACGAACGAUGUGGAUUAUUUGGUGUUGUCUACUGAAUAGGAUUUGUGUAGUAAGAAUGAUGUGAAAUGCUAGUGUAAUUGCAGGGUAAUACAUAUAUUACCCAACCCGAAAUAAUACAUUUUUUUAACUAUGUACUUCUUUAAACAGUGGUGAUUUGUGUGUGUUGUCUAAGCAUUAUCGCUGUGGACUAUUCCAUAGAACGACCGUGUCUUCUUUCAAGAUGGCAGUAAUCUGAGCGACCUCGUCUUUGUUCCGGACAGUAUGAAAGUUGUGUUUUCACGGGCGAAAACGGAGCGAAUAAGGGAAAGGUGUUGUGGGUCAUGUUUACACAAACGACCAGCCAAUGCGCCGGUAGCGGGAGUAUUCAAGUCGCUCACAAGAAACGUAAACUGGAACAUGUGUCCGAAACUUAUGGGCCGGGCGACUACGCUGGAUCGUUGAGACCUCGUGCUAGUAAUGUGCAGUGUAAGAGCCCUACAGCGGUGCCUCAGAACUUCAUUCGUGCAUCCACUAUCAAGCUCCUAGACACGUAUCAGAGGUGUGGCCAAAAACGCAAGUCGUGUGAGGGGAAUGAGCCAGAGGGAGGGGGCACACACAGCAAGACGACGGCUCACAGUAAGGGUGGGGGGGCGCCCCCCUCCUCCCACCCCCAGGCCUCGGACGGAGACUACCAGCUGGUCCAACACGAGGUGCUCUACUCCAUGACUACACAGUAUGAGGUCCUCGAGUUCCUGGGUAGAGGCACAUUCGGUCAAGUAGUAAAGUGCUGGAAAAAAGGCACAAAUGAAAUUGUUGCCAUCAAAAUAUUGAAAAAUCAUCCUUCGUAUGCUCGUCAGGGACAGAUUGAAGUAAGCAUAUUAUCUCGACUAAGCCAGGAAAAUGCAGACGAGUUCAACUUUGUGCGAGCGUACGAGUGUUUCCAACACAAGAACCACACAUGUCUGGUGUUUGAGAUGCUGGAACAGAACUUGUAUGACUUUCUCAAGCAGAACAAGUUCAGUCCCUUGCCUCUCAAGUACAUCAGACCGAUCCUACAGCAGGUGCUCACGGCCCUUCUCAAACUCAAGCAACUGGGCCUGAUCCACGCAGACUUGAAGCCAGAGAACAUCAUGUUGGUGGACCCUGUGAGACAGCCGUACAGAGUCAAGGUGAUUGACUUUGGCAGUGCGUCUCACGUCAGCAAGGCAGUGUGCAACACCUACCUGCAGAGCAGAUACUACCGGGCCCCAGAGAUCAUUCUUGGUCUCCCGUUCUGUGAAGCAAUUGAUAUGUGGUCGCUGGGCUGUGUGGUUGCUGAGCUGUUCCUGGGAUGGCCUCUGUACCCAGGCAGCUCAGAGUACGACCAGAUCAGAUACAUCAGCCAGACCCAAGGGCUGCCUACAGAGCACAUGCUCAACAACGCCAGCAAGACAACCAAGUUCUUCUAUCGUGACAUGGACAGCACAUACCCUUUCUGGAGACUCAAGACACCAGAAGAACAUGAGGCAGAAACAGGCAUCAAGUCCAAGGAGGCUCGCAAAUACAUCUUCAACUGUUUGGACGACAUUGGACAAGUGAACGUUCCGACAGACAUAGAGGGGGGAGAGUUGCUAGCAGAGAAGGCAGAUCGCAGGGAGUUCAUUGACCUGCUGAAACGCAUGCUCACCAUGGACCAGGUGGAGCGCCGCAUCACGCCUGGUGAGGCACUCAAUCACGCGUUUGUGACGUUGGCACACCUGGUGGACUACGCUCACUGUAACAACGUGAAGGCGAGUGUGCAGAUGAUGGAAGUGUGCCGACGCCACAACGCACCCCCAGCCCCACCCCUAGUGGCUACCCUCACAUUCAACAACCAGGUACCUCGCCUCCGGGUCUCCACUCACCAACACCACUCUACCACCAUUGACAAUUUGUAUCAGUUGUACAACAGUCGCGGGGUGGCCAGGCAGUACAGUGGCACUAGAGCUGAUCCCUUCGCUCAGCAUCAGCUGGUGUCAUCAAUACUGUGCCCUCCAGGAUAUCAGAGUAUGGGCUCUCCUGCCAAACAUGUGACUGUGGUCAGUCAGCAACCCCCGCCUCAGCUGCAGAUACAACCACCCAUUAUAUCUCAGCAGGUGCCACAGCAGUAUGUGCCGGUAUCCAUGGUGGAGAGUGGACGUCAGAUGUUGCCAGUGCAGACCUCGUGGCCGACCAACAGACAAAUGACCAUCGUACCUUCCUGGCCGCAACACACAACCAUUCAACAACUAGACACAGACUGGGGCAGACCUCUGCUGGUCGACUCCUCACAACUCAUACAGGUAAGACCAGCUGUGUUCGCGACAGAGGUGUACGAUGGACUGGUAGAGUCCCCAGGCUACAAGUCUCACCUACACACCACACACCUGGCAGUGCCUCGCAGUCACGACAAGAAGGAGACCACACAGCUCAGUCCGGUCAAGAAGAGGGUCAAAGAGGGAACUCCACCUACAGCAUCAUGCAGUGCUAGGAAUAGAGACAGACACAGUCCCACGUGGCAGCAGAGCUCUUCAACACAUCACACGCAAACGCAGCAUUGUAACACUCGCAACCAGACCAUCACAAUCAGAGACACUCCGUCACCUGCCGUGUCUGUCAUCACCAUCUCCGACAGUGAGGACGAAACUCCCACCAAGCCCAAUAUUGCUGCUCUCAACACAACUACCAGCAGCACCAGUAAUAUUGUAGCAGCAGCAACAACAGCAGUAGAUCCGUCUGUAGCAGCUACCAGCAGCCGACACAAGGGACCCAUCUAUUGUGUCACUGUAGGCGACAGUGAUGAGGAGCACAGGAGUCCUACUCAGCCUGCUGUAUACAGCAGCAGACCUGUGUCUCCAGGAACUAAGAGUGCUGUAGUGUAUUGUCCUCCCAGUCCUGUCACCAAACACUCAUCCACUCAGGCCCAAACUCAGGCCUCCUCGUCACACGCCACACAGCUCAAACACGAGAUCAAGCAUGAGCCCCACCAACACAGCUCAAGCUAUUCACAAUCACAGAAGAAGAGAUUGUUGGCCAAAGUACAGCAGGAAUGUAACACAGUGACAAAGCAGGAGCCUGGUAGUGAAUUGUAUCAGUCUGUGUGUCAGGGAGCUGGCUGCAAGGAGCCUUAUCACUAUGAUCAGCACAUUGUGUACAGCAGUGGAGAGAAGGCGUACACAAUGGCAGCCCCCAGUCACAAGCGCGGGGGAGGAGAGGUGGUGGUUAGGGCAGGGUAUCACCUGGUACAGCCCCCCACUGCUCAUUCUAGCAGGGACCAUGUCAUCACUACAGCCAAGGCCUGGUCCUCUCAAGCCAUCCCCGUACACCAGGGAUACAGCACUCACCUGUCCCCUCAGCCCCUGAGUGGCAGUCGUUUGUCUCCUCUAGCAGGACAGCCACUGUAUCACCAGAGUGAGUUGUACCGUAGACAAGCAGCAGCAGUGUACGUCACUUCUACUCAGCCCACCUACCUGCCUCCCACACACCAGGUGCCUGCCUUCACUACUGGGAGAGCUCUGCCUCCGCCAGCACACCACGCCAGCGCCCGCCCACUGCUAGCCACCCACUCACAUCCAUUACCUGCCCACAUGCAGCCUGCAGCCAUGUUCCCUGCCCACCCUCAGGUCGCCAGCUUCGGCUACAUCAGCCCUGCCAAGAGUCACCAGUACCAUCAGACUCCUCUGUGGUUCACAGAGUAGACCAAUUGAACUGCGAUGCAGAUGAACAAUUAUUUUGGACUGGAUGAGAUUUGUUGCAAUCUUUAUCUUAAUGUUGGACAUUGAUGAUAUGUAAUUUAUCUUAUGUUUUUAUUAAUCGUUUUAAUUGAGGAAUAACAUUGUGAUUACGUAACGACUGGGGCGUUAGUUGACUCUGUGGCUAUAUUUUUUUAACGUAGCUUAGGCGUAUAGUGGUGGCUGUUUGGUUACCUGUACAUAUUGUUCAUGUGCCUAUGUAGUCCUUGCCCCGAACCAUGGCCAGCUUCCGGUCAGAAGCCUAAAUUGUGACCAUUUCAGUGUUAGUGACCAUUACUAGCAUUGUUUUUGUGGAGGAGGUGAAAAUGAUAAUAUUGUAUAGUUUGUUCAGUGAUCACAAAUUUUGAUUUAUAUUUUUAACAUUUUUUUAAAAACAAAGUCAAACUGUUGCAUAAAAUGUAUCUAUUUCAAGUUCAAAACUUGUUGAGGAAUGCUGGAUCAUUAUUGUUUGUUUUGUUAACUAAACUGGAUUUAGUUGGUUCAGAUCACUAUGUAUUUAUUGUUUGUUUUAUUGGUAGAUUUUACCAACUUGUAAUAGAGUUUAUUACUUGGUAGGUUAUAACUUGAGGUUGUAACCAAAAGAAGAAUUAUUUACACAAAAUUUUAUUUUUAUCUCCAAUAAUAUUUUUUUAACUUUUUUGAAGAAAUGUGCAUGUAAAUCUGUUUAGAUAAAUUCUCGUUUUUAUAUUAUAUGUUUUAUUAUGUUGUAGUUGCUAAAAGAAUGGAAUGUUUGAUUGAAAUGGAAAAAUCACUCUAACAAGCUGUAAAGAUGUGUCGUAACUUCUCUAUGUUAAUAACUAUUGCUAAGAAGUAAUACUUAUUUCUUGUGUUGACAUAAUAUUUCUCAUGUUUAUCUUUGAAGAAAAAUGUAGUAAAAUAUUCUUUUUAAGUUUCAUGAAACUUUCACACUCUAAGCUAAAUCAUUAGAAUUACAAACAUAAAUAGCACUCAGGGAUUUUGUAUGUAGUUUUAGACUGCAAGAAUUAUUGUAGAUAUCUCAAUAAUGAAACUAUUCUUGUGCUUGAAGUGUAAUAACUGGCAAUUUACAAUCCUAGACCAUGCAGUAACACUUUCACUACUAUAUUGCCUCUGCCGUGACUAGGAUAUGUUAGGACACCAAUAAACGAGACUAACACUAAAAUGAUCACAAAAAGACUGUUCCGAAGUUAGCUACUCCUAGGUUAGUGUUGUAAAAUAGCUUAAACAUAUUGUGAUUAUAUCGUAGACUAAGAAUUGUAGGGGUUGGUAUUUAAUAAUUAUUGUGAUUAACUAAUGUAUUUUAUUCUUAAUUAUUUAACUACCAAAUUUAAUUUAGAUGUUAUUGUAGUUGUGCGAUGAUUUUACUGUGAGGAUUGUUUAGCAUGUUUUGUUGUGUAUAUAGGAGAACAUAAGUACAACUGAAUGUACACUCGGUCGAUGUUAGUGUAGGUUGGGCCUUAGUGGGACGUAGGUUUUAGCCAAUCAUAUUUUUAUUGAAGACAGGGAUAUUCUCCUAAUGUUGCACGGUUGUUGCAAGAUAUAUUGCCUUAUUAUUAUACACACUAUGUCGUGAGCUCCCGUCUAGUUUUAUCGUUCUCUAGCAACCGUGGUUCGGUUUUUGUUCACCAAUUGUUCUGGCUUUAAAUGUAACAGCUUCGGUUGUUGAUAUUCUUUUACAUUGCAUUCCUGAUGAAAAGAAACAUGUAAUAGAAAUUAUCUUGUUGUUCUUCAUGUCAAAUUACAGUGUUUGUUGUUGUUAGUGCAUUAUAAGAAUUAAUGUAUUUUAAACACAUCAUUUUAAAACAUAACGCUUUUGGUGUAUCAAAAAUAUAUUUUAAAUUAUCAUAUGGUGUACAUAAAUAUAAGUUUUUAAAUUAUGUUUCAUCAAAAUAAUAUUUUAAAGUGUUUAUUUUUUUAAAUUAUUUGUUUGCUUUGGUGAGUUUAUGAUAUUGAGAUAUGAUAAAGAUUAAAUUUAUUUAUUUCUCAAAAUGCAUGAUUACCCAUAAAUUAAUGUAAAAAAUGUGUGGCUAGAAUAUUUAUUUUGUAUGUUUUAAAUGUUUAACGUUUACAUGUUUGUAUAGUUUCAAAUAAUCAAAAAUAUAUUUUGGACAUUUUAAUCGUUUUAUCCUUGAAUAUAUUUUUAAAAUAAAAUGUUUAUUCAAUGUAGAGGAUGUUUUGAACGAACUACAACAAAGUAUAAGUAUUUGAACAAUCAGAAAAAAUAUUAGUCGAUGCUGUGUACAUGACCCUACUAACCAGACCAAUAUUUCUUGAAACCUAACAGACCAAUCAUGUUGUACACUAUAGGUGAGUGAAUCUAUUUGACGAUUAAUUUAAUUUACACUGUCGGAAUUAAGUUUCAAGGUGGAUUUUUUUUUUUUAUUCAAACAAUAGAAUUGUUUCUAAACACCUCAUAAUAGAUGAUAAGUUAACCAUAUAUUUGAAAUUAUUGGUUAUUUGCUACGCAUGUCUGUCUUUUUCACAUCAGUGAACAUUAAGUACAUUAGUAUACAUUCUUACUUACUGCCAUGGCCACUUGUACCCAUGAUGGUACUUGGCCUCGCCAACACGUUCUCACCAGUUCUCUCGGUCCUCCGAAUCUUCUUCUACUAGUCUCAUUUUUUUUCAUAUAUUUCCGGACUUGAUCAUAUACAUAUGGUCUUAAAUUGUACAUAAGAUGAAUAAGUGUGAUACUGUCCAAAUAUCUGAGUUGAAAGGAGCAAAACAUUUUGACCGUUUUUCAUAAACUUUAUCUUCAACUAUCAACAUUUUUAUCGUCUAAAUUCCUAUGUUAAGGAGCGAACGAUGGGUGAGCUCAUCCAUGUAAAUAUUUGUUUGUGUAAAGAUGCAUUUUAUGAACAUGCAUCAAAAUGCAAUUUGUAGGUUGUAGGUAGUCUCUCUUAUAUCUUAACUGUUAGGCUGUGAAUAACUUUUCAAAAAUUCUAUUUUUGUUCAUGCUAAUUUUUGCACCGGCUUUUGUAACAGUUGUUAGUAUCUUUUUUACCUGGGGGCGAAUAUAUAUCAGCAAGCCCUCUUUUUUUAAGAAACACUCAAGACGGAAGUAAUUCAUAUUAAUUGUGGCUAUAAAAUAAAACUUAUAUGUUGUGUAAUUAAAUUGAAUUGUUAUUGAUAAUUUCAAAUGCUACAUUUACGUACAAGUCAGGGGUUUAUAAAUUAGUUACACAUGUAUUUUAUUAUCAUUGAUUAGUAGUAAAGAGUUUUAACAAGUAGUUGUGUCGAUUACUCGAUUUAAUGAAUUACAUGUAACAUUUAGAAGUUUUUGAGAGAAAGCUAGUUAACCACGAUUACUUUGAUACUUGCAAGAAAUAUUGGUCACUCAUAUUUAUAGAGGUGUUUUCAAGCAAAAUUUUACCAAUGAUAAGCACUUACUGUUCCUGCCAGUUUUGUACUAGACAAUUAGAAUAGCCUGUUAAACGUCAGUUAUUCUUGCAAAUUUUUACUCUUUAUCUCUAAUCAAUGUACUGUAACAAAUUAUCAUAAGGUGAACUGUUUGCUAUAGAAUCAUUGUGAUGUCUAAGUCUGUGGACAAUAUUGUUUAAAUAUAUAGCUCAAUAUCUCGAGGAUGUACGAUAUUGUCUUGAGUGUCUAAUUAGCUUUAAAUAGAGGAAUAUAUAUUUAAUAUCGACCGAAUUAUCGUAAUACCACACACUCUUUAGGUGUUAGAUGUAUCGUAAUAAAAUAUUAUCUAGGGAAAUUGUCUUUGUUCGAUUAAGCUUCUUUUUAUUAUUUUUCUGCAUAAUCGAGGUAAAGGAUUGAUAUAUUUUUGGGUCUGAUAUUUUUGACAUUAUAUUAUAUUAAGGAAUAAGUAGAACGCUGUCACUGUAGGAUUUUAUAGAAAUUAUUUAGCUUUAAAGUACAACUUGUUUAAUACGUCAGAUCGUUUCAUUAUGUAUAUUUUCACCCAAAUACGUAGUCAUUUGCUUUAUUGUUUGUUAGUUGGUUUUACGUAAUAGACAUAAUGCAUAGCCUUACUGGUACGAACGCAUUUGUGUGGUAUUGUAGGUAUAAUUAUUUCUGUAAGUAUGCAUUUUAUCCUAUAAUCCAAUGUUCGGAGGAGGUUACAGUAGCAGUGCUAUGGAAUUGAGUUUCGUUCUGUUUUACUCCUCUUAAUAGAGAUGUGGUGGUGGAAAAAUGUCCAUUCUUAACAAUUAAUUAAAAACAUGUAAACAAAAUUUUAAUAGAAACUAAUAUAAGUCAUAUUGUUCACAUAGUAUAACAGUUAGUAAUCCUCUGAUGGUAGUUCGGAGUGUAUUUGCAAUUUUAAAUGCUGUUUAUUAGUAUUUUAUACUCAUUCGUCUUCAACUUCCUAUAUAAGAGAUUUCUUCAAAGUCUGUGGUUCACUUAUAAAUCCGAUAAUUGCAUUUAUUUUAACACAUUGCCAUACAAAACUACUUGCAUUUUCAAAGUUUUCCCCUAGCACAUUUCUAUUAUUGUUUAUUAUGAUGUUACACGUUAUUAUUUGUAUUCUAUGUUUGGGUAGUUUUGUUAGUAGUGUCUGUAGAUUAUUAAUUUUUGGUGGAUGCAGUGGUAUUGUUAAUGGGAUGGCUUGUGGCCUAAAAUGAAUUAUUGUACUUACCGAUUCAUAAGUUCUACACCCAAACAGUUAGAAAUAACUAACAUUUCAAAUUUUUUAUGAAAAUCUUGAGUUGUGUGAAUAGACCCAUAGUAUGAUUUUAUGUGUUUAAUGUUUGUUAAAUAUUACCUGUACUAUUCUCCUUCAAAAUUCAUUCUAAACUGUCGUAGUGUUCUAUAAUUCUAUUAAUCUGUAAUCCAGAUGCAUGCUGAAUGUGAUUUGUUAACACAUGUUGUAAUUAUGAUUUUCGCUUGUCCAAAUUAGUUGAAUCAUUUUCAGGGUGAUAUCUGUGUACAACUGGCCUAAAUCCUGCUAUGUUGAGAUUAUGCCUGAGAUAAGGAGUCACGUAUAUUCAUUAAAUAACUCAUAGAAAUAUAUUAGAGGAUCAUUAUAAAGGUUGAAUAUUUAUUGCAAAUACUAUAUAUUAGGUUUAGAUUUGUUUAGGUUUAUGGUUUUUAGUGAUUGUAAGCUGUAUCUAUCACAUUUACAAUGUCAUUGCAUGGCUCAGACUUGAUACAAGCGUGAUGUUCGUUAUGUUACGACUAACCCAGGCUAGAGGUCAGGAAACUAGUGGGCUGGAUAUCCUUGCCGAUGUGCAAACACAACUUGGUCAUAGAGCCCAUAUGCUCCCACUUGAUGAUGUUUUUCCAACAAAAGAUUAACGUUACCAAAGUAAAAAAAAAUAGUAACGGGACCAGAGUUUGGACCGAUCCUUUCCAAGAAACGUAAAAAUAAUAAUAUUGAUUUUCUAUAGCUGUUUGUGCUUCCUAAAUUUUUUCAUUACAAAUGUGGAUUCUGUAGAUUUUAACUACAUAUUUUUUAUUUGUAAACUGUACUCAAAUUUAAAAUUAAACAAAAAACAGUAGACUUAAAGAUAAUUUACAUAUUUACGAUAAGUAAAAUGUUGAACCAAUAACAUGUUUAACCUACAACAGGUUUGAACUUGUUUCCAGUCCACUAUUUUCCCCGCCCCAAUCUCCUACUAGUGUCCACUAACCUGUACAUAUUUUUGUUUGUGAGGACUUUAUUAUUGUAAGUGACACAUAUCAGGUCUAUUGUUUGUAGGUUAUACGCUUCAACUAAUGUAUUCAUUCAUUUUAUGUUGAACUGCUUCUGUGUUACUACUAAAUAAAUACAAAAAAUUUGCAUUUUGUCAA